AUGGCCUCCGGACACAGUGAUCCGAAGCUGCUCUACGCCGUGAACGGCAUCAAGGCCUACCACAUUUCCAAUGGCGACGAGCAGUCCCUCACGCCCUCGGGCCCGCAAACGCUCUCGCUCCUCAUGGUCCCAACCUCGUCCGGCUUCGCCGACCCCUCCGGCCUCUCAGGCGGUGCCGGCACCGGCGAGGAGGACUUUUACCUGCACCUGCACCUCCCGCCCGAGCUCGACCUACCCAUGCCCGCGACGACGCAGAUCUACCACCAGCCGCCGAGCAGCUACCUGAUCCCGCGCUGGGACCUUGGACCCAACAGCGGCGCCUUCACGCGCAUCGAGUUCCCCGCCGUCAGCAGCCGCCCGGGCGUCCAGGAGGAUGUCGACACCUUUGAGACCAUACUCGCCCAGUGCACCGCGUUCCUCGAGCGCGCGCCCCCGCCCAGGCCCCCGCGCUCCAAGGCCGCCGAGGCCAAGGCCAGGGAGGCCAGCGGCGAAGCGCCCCCGCCGUACAACCCGGCGAGCUUCGAGGCCGGCGAGGCGUACGUCCAGGGCAGCGCCAGCUCCCACGUCGGCGGUCGGAUCGUGCUGGUCGACGAGGAGGAUGGCAGCGUCAUCGGCGAGCUGAGCGACGGCUUCCAGGUUGUCGAGGACAGUCGUGUUCGUCCCGGAACCAAGGACCCGGUAGAAAUCAGCCUCCCCGAGGACGGCUCGCACAACAUUUCGGUCGAACCGGUCGAGUACGAUUACAUUGAGGACUUGGUCCACCCGGCCUAUAAGAAGUCGUCGCUCGUCAGCGGCGCCACCCGCGCGUCGCGGCUCCUCAUCACCACCUCCGACUACGUCGGCAAGAUGCUGCAGAACCAGGCCGACAGCUUCACACACAAGACGGAGCCCGUCGCCAACCCCGUCACCUUCACGCCCGCCACGCACGAGCGCAUCCGGCGCAUCAACCACUUCUCCUCCAAGGCGGCCGGGCUCUCCGCCUCCACCGUCGGCUCCAUCAGCAAGGUCACGCAGAACCUCGCCGCCAGCGUGCGCCGCAAGGACGGCCGCGCCCGCGGCUACGACAAGGACGGCAACCUGGUGGACAGCUACAAGCCGGGAAUCCUCAACAAGAGCCUCAUGGCGUUCAACACCAUCGUCGACGGCGCCGAGCAGGCCGGCAAGACGCUACUCACCAGCACGUCCAGCAGCGUCUCCACCGUCGUCGGCCACAGAUGGGGCCCGGACGCCGGCGAGGCCGCGCGAAACAUUGGCGGCGGCUUCAAGAACGUCGGCCUCGUCUACAUUGACGUCACGGGCGUCUCGAGGCGGGCCAUCCUCAAGAGCGUUGCCAAGGGCAUGCUGGUCGGUCAGGUCAAGGACGGUGGCAAGGUGUACGUCGGGGGAGACGACGGGGCUUCUGUGUCUGGGGCCAAUGGCUCUGGCAAAGCAGCGGCCGCUGCUGCUCCGGGUGACUCGAAGGGCAAGAAGCCGUCUAGAUAA
Cordyceps fumosorosea ARSEF 2679 is the source of this 1482-nucleotide messenger RNA. Its product is annotated as Senescence/spartin-associated. The coding region runs from base 1 to 1482 and encodes 493 amino acids. The record is from RefSeq and is a predicted model, not a curated record. Gene Ontology annotation, biological process: cell division. Lineage: Eukaryota; Fungi; Ascomycota; Sordariomycetes; Hypocreales; Cordycipitaceae. The transcript is spliced from 3 exons. Gene Ontology annotation, cellular component: plasma membrane.